Messenger RNA from Diprion similis, 1968 nucleotides. RefSeq names its product FAM172 family protein homolog CG10038. The transcript has 7 exons. Gene Ontology annotation, cellular component: nucleus. The record is from RefSeq and is a predicted model, not a curated record. Gene Ontology annotation, molecular function: siRNA binding. The coding region runs from base 264 to 1247 and encodes 327 amino acids. Lineage: Eukaryota; Metazoa; Arthropoda; Insecta; Hymenoptera; Diprionidae. Gene Ontology annotation, biological process: regulatory ncRNA-mediated heterochromatin formation.
AUUUUUCACAAAAUCCUCAAUCCUCAUAUUAUGCAAUGAGAUUCGAAAUGAGUGUUUCAGGUGUCAGAUUUUUCAAAUGAUGGCAGCAACCCGACAAGCACUAUGCGCCCAAGUAUCGUCGGUCACGUCGUCCACUUUGAUGAGCGUGCGAUAGGAGCUAGUGUGGGGACUCGCUCCACGAGGUGGCUCCAUCUCAAGGGGUCUCCGAGGAUAAAAAAGCGCCAAGACGACACGCCAGUAUUUCUGUGGCAUUUUUCAGUCUCAUGUUUAGGGUGAUACGUCGCAUUUUUCGCAGUAUUGUGAACCGGAAAUUCACGAAACUGACAGCAAUGACUGAUACUGUAUUUCCUACAUCGCUGAAAGGUUUUGGAUACGCUUUUGACGAAGGCGGGAAACUUCGAAAGCUUGAUCAAAGUACCGGCCUCACUACUGACGAUGGAUUCGAGUUUAACGUCACUGAAGACCAUGCUUACAAUCAAAAACGAUACGAAGCUCUCGGCCAGGUAAUUGAUUUGCACAUCUACGAUCUCCUAGAGAAAGAAGGUCUGAAAAAAUUGUUCGUGCCGAAGGAGGCGCCUUCAAAGGCACCAGAACUGAAGUCGUUCAUAUUCGUUAGCGAAGACGCAUUGCUGAAUGACAAGCUUGUGAUAUUGAUACAUGGCAGCGGAGUUGUCAGAGCCGGUCAAUGGGCAAGGCGAUUAAUUAUAAACGACAAUCUAGAGACCGGCACACAAUUGCCUUACAUAAGAAAAGCACGAGAGCUUGGAUACGCGGUGAUGGUUCUCAACACAAACGACAAUUUCCGUACCGUAAACGGAAAGCCGACUGAAAUACCGGGUAGCAAGGAUCCUCAUAGUCACGUCGAUACCGUCUGGAAGCAGUACAUAGAGCCCUCGAAUGCGAAGCACGUAGCAAUCGUUGCGCACAGUUACGGUGGCGUUUGCGUCGUUAAAUUGGCGGUAGACCAUUCGGAAGAAUUUCGUCGCAGAGUAUUUGCCGUCGGGCUAACCGAUUCUGUGCACACGAUUCCUGCAGCAAAGAACACGAAACACAUUUUGAAGGUGGCGCGAAAUUGGGUAUCCUCGGAGAAGCCCCUGGACACCCCGGAGCGCACGCCUGACGGUGACAUCGAACGGCGUUCUGCGGGACAUCCGACCCACGAGAUGACGUCGUACUCCUGCAUGGAGUCCCUUUUCCAAUUCGUAGAGGAGAGAUUCAACGAGGCGAGAGGAAAAUCCGAUCUCUAAACGAUUCAAAAUCUCCAGUUUUACAUGUUUUUUUUAUUUUUUACUACAAUGUUGUGCGUAUUUUGUACUUAUAUCAAUAAUCGUGACAACAAUUCACACACGUGUCUGUGGGAUUUUGAUAGCAUCUGGAUUCGACGAAACAUUUAACAAAUUCAUGAGCAAAUAUUUUUUCAAAAGUGAGGAAAAUUGACGAAAAUACUUAGUUGUGGAAAAAUAAUAGAAAAACUCUAUUCAUUUUCGUGCAGAUUCCUUUCUUUACCAUCGUUACCGACACAGAUGAGGGCAUGGAGAGAAAUAUCAACUGUGUACUCAACUCAACGGCGAAACUUAGUGGUAACACAAAACAGUCCUGCCAUCGUGCAAGCGUCAAAACGUAAUUUUGUUAUGGGGUUGUAAUUGUAUUACCGACGUUCUAGGCCGGCGCAAAUUAUAGUGUCAAUGUAACGACAACGGGGUUGAUGUAACGCAAUAAUAAAAUGAUCGCCAAUGCCGGUGACAAUAACCUUCCGAAAAACAGACCGACUCUGUUCGUUAAAUUAGUUAUACGUAUAGUGAUAAACAUCCGCAUGUGACUUGCGAGGAUUUAAUUAUCUAUAAAAAUUGUUACGUACAUGCAAUAUUUAUCUCUAUAUGGAAUCGACAUUUUUUCCCAAAUCGUUUUUAAAUGAUGAGUGAUAACAAAGGAACAAAAAUUUAUAAUUGAAAUCGAAAUAAGAUAAAA